AUUCUGACGCGGAUGCAGCCCGAUAUCCACCUUCCACGCGGCGGAUUUAUUCCCUGCCUCUCGGCUCUGUGACCAGUCAAAGUCCGACAACGCCCUGCGCCCCAUAGACGGCCCAUCGUCAUCAUCUGCUGAAGCUCUACCCUCGAAUCGAAACCUCACCUUCUCUCUCUGCAAUGCGAUAAUCCGGAUCAGCCCCCGAUCGGCAGAGGUGAGGUUGAAGGGCCGUGAGCCUACAAAUCGACAUGUUUGGGAAUAGAAGAAAAAGGGCAGCAAGCAAUCCCGCCCUCGAUGCAUCCAAUAUGGAUCCUUCUGCAGCUAGCGCAGCUGCCCAAGCCUUCCUGAAGAACCGGGCCUCGAACGCUUCGCUUUCCUCGGCCGCUGCGGCUGCAGCUCUUAAGGCUCGGCCGACAACUCCAACCUUCGUGGCAGAUGUGCAGACAAAGAGGACACUCCGGAGGACUGGCUCGACUUCGUCCAUGGGAAGUUCUACUGGAUCAGCAAGAGGGCCACCAGGAUCCCAGCUGGAACGCAGGUUGAGCUCCGGCUCAAUGUCAGAGCGGACUUUCCGGGCCUCUUCACCUGCUCAAGCACAACAUGUCCCCAGUGCUGUUGAUGCGCCUCCAGUCCCUGCUAUCCCUAAUAACGUGCUCCAGCAAGGCCGGCCGCCCGUACCCUCCAAAUCCCAUCGAAGAGCUGCCAGUGUGGAACAAAAGCGCGUCGCUUCUCCUCCUCCAAACCAGGCAUCCGGACGGGGAUCUAGUCUAGGUCCUGGAGUGUCGAGUCCCCCAAGGAGAGGUGGCCAGAGGGUGACAAGCUUGUCCAGUGUGCAAGAGCUAACAGGUUUAGAGCGACCAGCAAGCAGAGGGUCCGUUAAUUCUAUUAAUUUCUCUUACCCAAGAGCGACAUCCCCCAUGUCUCCUAUGUCCCCAUUCGGACAGAGACGGCUAACUUCUCCCUCACCACAAAGGGUUCGGCCAAGAAUGCAGGUGCCAGACGUGCCUCCAGGUCAAGAUCUGAUCUACGACCCCAAUACCCGAACUUUCCUUACACUGGCCAAGAUUCGUGAAAUCGAGCGACAUAUAGAUAGUCUCUCCAGCCAGCCUGUCAAGAAAAAGAAGAGGGUUGCUCCAAAGCCAACAGAAGGGACAUAUCUUGCUCAUGGGACUGUCGGUGGCAGACCUAGAGGGACAGCUAUAGAUGCCAUGGAAGCUGCAGCAAGUCAGCAGCAGAUACCAGCUGAACCUACUCCAGCCCCAGCCACAGCACCCGAAACGGUAUAUGAACUUCCGACUGCCCCCGAGUCUGAUGUCCCCGAGCCCACACUUGGUGUCCCAAAGAAAAAGAAAAAGAGGAGAGUUGUGGUGGCCAGCGAUUCAGAUAGCGACCAAGCAUCCUAUAUCCCCAACUCUUCGGACAAUGACAGUGACAUUUCUUUCCGGCCAGCAACCUUCAAUACUCGGGCCGGCACUGGCCUAGCCAAGAAGCCGUCUAUUGUCCGGGAAGACAGGGAGCGAGAAGAAGAAGAGGAUGAUACCCCCACGAAGCCCAAAGCUUCGGAAACUCUUCCAAGGUUGGAUACGAACCCUGCUAUAGCACGGGCAAUUUCCCCUACACCAUUGCCCCACUCACAAGCCGGACGAGGUCAUGGCAGGGGUCAAGCUCUCGCUUCAGCUGCGUUUGCUGAAGGUCGACAACAUACUAGAUCUGCCAGUCAACCUGCACCCACUCUCGCAGAUUUGCCUACAGCAAUCACCGGGGUUGGGCUCGUGAGUAAGGAUAGUAUCCGAGCAAACAGAGUGCAAUCUGUCAGUCCAGCUCGAACCACACAUUUUGCAACAGCUUCCGACAAUUUGGUGGUCAAACAUCAACCUCCUCCAAGAUCUAUCUCUCCUCGCAAGUCUGCUUUGAAGCAUUCGCAUUCAAAUUCGCCAAGAGGACCAUCUCCUUCAGGUGAAAUUCCAAGUGAGGGGUCGAAUGCCUCGGUCAUGACGGAUGAGUUGGCAGUACCUAGGAAGAAGGCAAAUCGAGUCAGCUUUGAUGAAACAAACGUUGUAGUAGGAUCGGCAGCUACACCAACCUCCUCCGAUUCUCCAACUGUGCAGAGUCCUCAGACAAAGAGACCAUGGUACAGCAUUGGUCGAGGAAAGAAGAAGGAGUUGGCCGUGACGGACGAUGACGACGAAGUGAUGAAGCCAAGACCUGCAUUACCUUCUUUCGGGAGUGUCCGCGAGAAGAAGAACACCCGAGAGGUUGAAGAGCGACCAUUGGUGAAGCCAGCUGAACCCGUUGAAUCCAAACAAUCGGUGUCCUCCCCACCGCUCUUCACAACUCCAACUGGGGACAUCAUGGAGUAUCCAUUGGGACAGUCCAACGACCACGUAGUCGGAGCCAUCAUUUCCCAAGAUGCUGCAUCCAAGAACGCGGCCAACAUCUCGAAGUCUCGAGAGCCAUUACCUCCUCAGGUCACAUCUGUUGAAGGCAGCGGCUACCAUUCCGAUACCGACAGCAGCGAAGACAGUUUGAAUAUCAAGUCAGAUGUGGGAGUUGCUCAAGCAGAUACCGUUAAACGCAGCCCUGAAGGUGGAAAUACCGACAGCUAUAAAUCAUUAGCAAGUCCUGUACCAGAACCAGAGCCAGAACACGUGGAGACUGAAGACGACACGCCGACGCCGAUUCCAUCUCCAACUCUCAACCCAGUAGAGAACCCAAAUGGCGAGGUUCCUGAAAUUGCUGUUGUUCAUACGACACCUACCUUGAAGACUACAGAAUCGCGGAGUGGAAUGCCGCAUAUGCCGGGAGAGUGGGAUUCCUCUGAUUCAGAUAACCAGCAAGACGCGCCAAUGCCGACAACAGUUCCCAACUACUCAGCCGAACUAAAGCAGGCUGCCAUUGGCAUUGCGGAAACCGCGCCAAUAAUUCAUGAACACGACGGGGGCGAGAUGGCUUGCUUCAAUAAUUCCCAUGCAACUCCUGCUAUCAUUGAAGAAGCAGAAGAGUCCGAUGCAACAAGUGUUUACAGCGAUGCAAAUGAAGAUUUUUCAGAUGUUGAGGGGGGUUUCCUAUCUCUGGAUGCUGUGGUCGAAAGUCCAAUUGUCAGCCAUCCGAUAGUCAAUACUGCAGUACCGGGUGUCGCCGUUACAACUUCGCCUGAAAGCCCCACCCCAAGAUCAACAAAAGAAAUGGCUUUCAGGCAAAGCCAGUUGUCAAAAGAAUCGAGCGAGCCAGACCUUGGUGAGGGCUGGGACAAGGCGCAGGAGUACUGGAGUAGUCUUUCUGCUGAUAAGAAGAGACAAUUGGAACUAGACGCGCGCAAGCAAGCUGAAGACUCCGGAUCCGAUACCGAGGUUGAAGUCAAGCCAAUCCCAAAGCCCAAAAAGAAAAAGAAGAAGCCUGUUGCGGUCGUCCAGCCUCCUGCUCCUGUUGCACCUACUGUACGGGCUCAACCCACCAUGGCCAAUGAACGGAACUAUAUGAUACAGCCAGGUUCCAGGGCCGGUCCGAAUGGGCAUGCACCCAUGAGAUCUUCAAUGCGACCAGAACCUCGGAACACAGGCGCGGAUACUCAUAUGCGAACAUCGAUGAGGAGUGGAGACACGAUGCGAGGAUCAUUGCGAGGAUCAUUACAGAAAAAGCAUCAUCCAGUGUCAUUGCCCGCGGAAGAAAUCAAGGCAGAUCCCGCUGCAGUCAAGAAGCACAUCAGGAAUUUUUCAGAAGCCAGUGCAGCUGCUGCUCCAGCCGCUGCAAAGAGAGACUUAGCGCCGCCACCCCUUCGGCGAAAGAACUCUGGGGAUUCUGAUAGCAGUUUCAAGCGCACCAGACCAUCAACUGAUGGAUCGAACUUCAGACGCUCGAUGCGGAAUUCUGGUGAACAGAACUUUGGUGGACGCCCUCAAUCACCGCCGCGCUCAAGCAGAUUUAGCCUUCGCUCCUUAUCUCCUACUGGUUCUGCAAUCCGGCGACCCUUUAGCAGUGCUGCCUCUCCAGUUGCCCUUUCUCAGACACAUAUGCGAAGCUCAAUGCGCCGUUCUUCGGAUUCAACGUCAUCUCUCCGCACGCGAAUGCCUGGCUUUGGAAAGUCCCGGGGCUCCAAACAGACCAAGCAGAAGGCGCCUCAACGUACAAGUCGCUUCGCCGACUCGAGUGACGAAGAAGACGAUCGACCAGCAUUUCGAAGCCGAUUUAACGAUUCCAGCGAUGAGGAUGAACCAAUUUCACGACCAAUUGUUAUGCCUCGAUCAAUGCGGUCGAAACCUGUCGAUGCUCCGGUCCGAGGGAUACCCAAACGUGCCGGUGCUGAAGAUGGCGAUUCGAGUGACUUGCCCGAUUCCGAUGAUGAGAAACCAUCCGGAGGGUUGAAAUUGGCCAAGAAGCGUGGCACGAACGGACCAGCAAUUACCCCUACUCAAGGUACAGCACUCGCUUCUGGAUCAUUGCGAAGAUCUGGAUCAGGACGUGAGACAAUUAGUUCUCCAACUACAAUAGCAACUAUCACUGGGCCAGCAUCGCGUCCAAGCCACUCUCGUCGUGGCAGCUUCAUGUCUAUCCUUCGUCGCAAGAAACCUGAUCCUUCCUCCAAAGUCAGAAAGUCAGACGCUGAAUCGCCAGCUCGUCGUGACACGCCUCUGGAACGAAGUAAAUCGGAUCUAGCUGUUUUGCGCGGUGACCGACCGGCAACACCUAAAUUGCAAAAGCGCAAUGGACCCAGCAGACAGAAUAGCGGUGCUUGGCCAUUGCCAGAACCAACGAGCCCGCCGACAAUUGUAGGGGGAGAAGAAGGACGACCCGAUACGGCCGAUGGAAUUGUAGGAGGCGAGCUUACGAACGGCCACAGGCCAGAUAUGGGUUCGAGGAGAUUCACAGCAACAGGGCUAGCAGACGUCGACAUCAACGGCAUUGGCAAGCCCAGAAGGAAGAAGAAAUUCGGUGCGCUGAGACGGAUCUUCAGGCUGGACGACUAA
Molecule: messenger RNA, 4958 nt
Organism: Hyaloscypha bicolor E
Lineage: Eukaryota; Fungi; Ascomycota; Leotiomycetes; Helotiales; Hyaloscyphaceae
Exons: 2
Coding region: 243-4958 (1571 amino acids)
Source: RefSeq, a predicted model, not a curated record